This is a messenger RNA of Pyricularia pennisetigena, 3195 nucleotides long. RefSeq lists its product as uncharacterized. NCBI's taxonomy places the organism in Eukaryota, Fungi, Ascomycota, Sordariomycetes, Magnaporthales, Pyriculariaceae. Bases 1 to 3195 code for a protein of 1064 amino acids. The transcript has a single exon. The record is from RefSeq and is a predicted model, not a curated record. Gene Ontology annotation, molecular function: protein-containing complex binding; protein binding.
AUGCGACGGCGUACGUCACCAUCGCCCUCGGCCUAUAGGGUACAUCAGUCUCAUCAACAUGGACAAGUCGCCAAUGCCGGACACGGCCCUGGUGGCCAGCCGGUGUCAACCUCUUCCCUUUUGAGGUCAUUCAAUGUCGAAACGAACCCCACGCGACCCAUGCGGCCCAGUCCUCUGACUGCUUCGACAAUUCGGGAUAUGCCGCUUGACCUUGUCGACCGAAUUAGAUCCUUCCCUCUAUUCAUGUCCGCACCCGAUGAAUUCCUCGCCGCUAUAGGAAAGCACCUCAGACCACAAGUCCACGCCCCCCACGACCACAUCCUGACAGAAGGCGAUGAGGCAAGAGCAAUGUACUGGCUCGUGCGAGGUGUGGUGGCGGUCACGUCGCGCGAUGGUGAGGCGGUCUAUGCGGAACUCAAGCCAGGGGCUUUCUUUGGUGAAAUCGGCGUACUCAUGGACAUGCCUCGCACCGCGACCAUCAUCGCUCGCUCGAAAUGCUUGCUCGUUGUUCUCAAGAAGGAGGACCUGCAAACCGAACUUCCCCGCUUUCCUGACAUGGAGCAGGCCAUCCGACAAGAAGCCCAAGAGCGCCUUAAUAUUCUCAAGAAGAAGCAACAAGAGCGGGCAGGCGGCCAUGUCAAGUUGAUAGACAAGAGCAAAGCCAGGGAGGCCGCGCCUGGAGAGGUAGCUACGGGCGAGACUGGGAGCAUCGCAGAACGAUUUGUAGUGAACAGGAAGAAGCGCAAGUCACCUAGUCCCGGUAUCAUUGAAGACCCAGCAGUGGGUGGCAGCGCCCUAGGCAGCGGAUACGUCAACGUUCGGAAGACUCUCACAGAGCUGCCGCUCUUUUCGGCCCUUCCGUCCGACAUCCUUCACUUCCUGGGGCUGAGUGCGAUACCGAAAUCCUUCCCACCAUUCACCGAUAUCAUACAGCAAGGUAGCCAAGGAAACGAGAUAUACUUUGUCGUUCGUGGUGAAGCCGAGGUCAUUCAUGAGGACGCGGCCGGACCAACCACUCGAAGGGCGACACGGACUUCAUACGUUAGACCCAGACUUCACCAAGGACAGUACUUUGGCGAGGUUGCCAGUCUUGGACUGUCUCCGGGACGCACGGCCACAGUGAGGUCAAUCACGACGGUGGAAUGCUUGGUGAUAAGCGGUCAGGCACUGGAGGAGUUGUGGAGACGCUGCCCACCAGAGUUGAAGCUACAGGUUGAAGAGACGGCCCGUAUGCGAUAUCAACAGCAGAAGAAGGAGGAGGAAGACGUCGAGAUGGAAGACGCGGGAAAUGAUGACGCCGAAACACAAGGCCCACCCAGAACUCCCACAAAACAGCUGUUGCCUCAAGUAACCUUCACAACACCAUCGAAACCUACGUCACCCAGCAAGCAUGAAACUGAGACUCAUCAACCGACAGAUCCAGACCCAUAUCUCAGUGUGGACAUGGAGAACAUGCGGAACCGUCGCAGAAAUUCAUUGGCGCCUCCCACCCCGCAGACAGAACCGUCGUCACCUGCAAACUCCGAUGGAGUCAAGAACCACAUGGUUGUUGACUCCAGCCCUCUAAAGCCAUUCUCAUUCCCUACACCGCCGCCCCCGGAUGACGAAGAGCACGUUCCCUUCAAAAAGGCUCGGACGAUACCUCGUGAGCUAAGCGGGGCAUCAGAAGAUCGCGGCGACGGCUCCCUUCCAGACGGUAUCCUAAUCUCGAUAUUUGAACAUUUAGAUCUUCUCGAGCUCCUUCGACUUCGUGCCGUCAGUCGCCACUGGAAAGAGGUCUUGACGACGUCAUCGAGACUCUGCACACACGUGAACCUGGCACAAUACAGCCGGAGAAUAAACGACUGGUGCAUCAUCAAUGUUCUGGCACCUUUCAUCGGGCCUAGACCCCUGUCUAUCGACAUCAGCAACUGCUUUCAUCUUUCUGAUGAGGGCUUUCAAGCACUAUGGAAGAGUUGCGGCCGAAACGUAAAGACCUGGCGCAUGAAGUCAGUCUGGGAGGUUUCGGCUGGCCAGAUCCUGGAGAUGAGUGAUAAUGCCAAGGAACUUGAGGAAAUAGACUGGAGUAACUGCCGCAAAGUUGGCGACAACUUGCUGGCGAGGGUAGUCGGUUGGGUGGUCCCACAUCCCCCUUCGCCGACGGCGAACACUACGAUAGGGCCUGGUGGCAAAGCUGUCGUUUCGAGGUCGCGAUCUGCCAAGCAGGCGCACACACAAAACCAGCCGCCACCUAACAUGCCUCCUCCUGGGACGGUUAUCGGGUGCCCGAAGCUCCGCAAGCUUGAUCUCAGCUACUGCAAACACAUCACUGACAGGUCCAUGGCGCAUCUCGCUGCGCACGCGUCGAAUCGACUCGAGUCGCUCUCAUUGACGCGAUGCACUUCAAUCACUGAUCAUGGUUUCCAGGCCUGGGCAGACCAUCGUUUGAAUGUUUUGAGUCGCCUGAGUUUGGCUGAUUGCACAUACUUGUCGGACAAUGCCAUAGUGGCCCUGGUCACAGCCGCCAAAAACCUCACUCAUUUGGACCUUUCAUUCUGCUGCGCCCUGUCCGAUACGGCAACUGAAGUGGUCGCCCUAGGCCUGCCGCAGCUUCGGGAGCUCCGGCUGGCGUUUUGCGGAAGCGCCGUGUCAGACGCCAGCCUGGGCUGCAUCGCACUUCACCUCAACGAACUCGAGGGUAUCAGCGUCAGGGGAUGCGUUCGUGUAACCGGCAUGGGCGUUGAAAACGUACUGGAAGGUUGCGGACGCCUCCGCUGGCUCGACGUCAGUCAGUGUAAGAACCUUGCCGGGUGGCUGAAUGGCGGGGGUGUCGAGCGAUGGGGAUUCGAUGACAGGGGAAGCCGUGCUUUGAGGUAUACCCAAAGUCCAGACGAGAUGACCUUUCCUCAUCUACACCAGGGCGCAAUGGUGCGCAAUUCGAGUUACCAGGGGUAUAUGGGCCCUGGCCUGCCUCCCCCGCAACGUUCGGCACGGGGUUCCUUCUCGGCGCCCGAAAGUGUUGGUCCCUCGGUCGCAGGAGGCUCCCCACGCGCAGCUACUUGGCAUCCUGGCAGGCGGCCCGGCAUGUAUACUCCACCAGGUGCUGGGUUUGGGCCCGUACUAAGACCGGUUGUGCUGCCGAAAGGGGUGGCCAAAGGAAGGAUCAAACAGCCUGUUCGGUUCAUUGUUGAGAAAGGCCAUGUCGGACUGAGGUGA